This is a messenger RNA of Carassius gibelio (silver crucian carp), 3331 nucleotides long. RefSeq lists its product as uncharacterized. The record is from RefSeq and is a predicted model, not a curated record. NCBI's taxonomy places the organism in Eukaryota, Metazoa, Chordata, Actinopteri, Cypriniformes, Cyprinidae. The coding region runs from base 825 to 1154 and encodes 109 amino acids. The transcript has 3 exons.
CAGGAGGACUCACUAAUGGCAACACACAUACGGGGGUUAAAUCAGAAACCAAGUUCAAAUCUCUGGAACAGCUUCAACAGAAGCAGUGGAGGUACGUUCGGUGUCACAUGCAGAUGUUGUGGAGGAACGCCAGCAAUCAAUGUACAUCUGAAGGCUCCAGGUACAGCAGUGGAUAUGUGCUGUACGUGCCGUCCAUUCUGAGCUGCAGAUGUGUUGCUGAAAUGAGGGUUAUGUGAUGCCCGCAGAGACGUCUGGUCUGACCCCUCAUCAGAGCCGAAAUGCCCUCAUUCCAUCACAUCUGUGAGAGUCAAGGCAGAAGAGACUAAAAUAGAGUUGGAGUCUCAAGAGGGACCGAUGCUAAGAGGAAUCCACCAAGUAUAAACACGACCCACGAUCUCUCCAAUUCUCACAGCCACAAGAUAUGAAUCGUGAAAAGUCAAACAGAAACAUCUCAUAUGCAAAGCUUUGUUCUUAGACCCCAAAGGCAAGGCGUUUUAGGAGAUAAACUGUAUAGUUUGGGAUGAAAGCAAAAACUGUGUGCAUCAAGGAUUUUGAAAUUGUCCAUCCACCGUUUAUUUCAAUUGGCUUGUGUCAUAUUUCCUCAGGAUCGGGCUUGCUAUGACAUAAGAACAUUUAACAGGCCUAAACAGAACAGUUAGCAGGUGUUCGAUCUGGAUCAAGUGGACAAGUUCUUGUUCUUUAGAUAGAAAUCCCAUACUAAUUACUGGUUUAAUCGGAUCUACAGUGGCUUUACAUCUCAGAUCACAUUGGAUUUGAUCUCUUGUAGGAAUUUCGAAGGGAUUGUGAAGAACUCUCACUGAACCAUGAAGGAGGAAAUCCUACAGUUUUUCAAUGAUAUAUGGAACCUCGCUUCAUCCAAGCACAACCAGAGCGUCUACAACACGGUGUGCUUGGUAGUGCUUCUGACUCUACCGCUGGUUGUCCUCUUCACAUCUCUGCUGGUGUGCUGUCAUUGUUGCUGCUGUCGUAAUGCCGACGGAUGCCGGUGUUGUUGUCGUAAAGGGGAGACCUCAGUCACAAACAAAACUGAAAAGAAGAACAAGAAAAACAGCAGCCAGAAUAACGAAGACUUGUGGAUCUCCGUCAAAACAGAUCCUAUGAGUAAUGAAAGACUUGCACUGACUAUGGUGUGAACAAUCUUAUGUUUAUUUAUCUUCAUGGUACAUGUUAAGGUACAAAAUUGUUCCAGCAGUGUUUACUUAAAUGUGCCUGAAUGUAAAAAAUUUCAAAGAGAAUUUAGAAAGAAUUUUUGUAUAAAAGUAAAGUUUAAGAGUGAAUUAAUAGGUAUGAAGAUGCUGUAUGGUGUGUGUGAUCCUGAAAGGCUUUCCAAUGACUGAUGUUAGGAGAAAAGAAAUGCAUAUCUUUAAACAGCAAAAAGUAUUCUGUCUAAACGGCCACUCAGGCAUCAUUUACCCUGCAGGUCUUGAUGCCCGGUAUACAGUUUGUUGACUAUUUCCAAUUUUUUGAUGACCCAUAUCUGAUGUCUGUAUUUAUACAUUUGGCAAAACAGCUCAAGGUGGAUGUACUGACUUGGAAAAACUUAGCUGGAAAAGGGAGUACAGAUGGCAUGCUUUGCAAUGGAGGCAGAUGAAAUGAUAAUAGAAGUGUUUGAAAACUGUAGGACUUUCCAUUAUUCCAUUAUUUUUAAAUUGCAUACGACUCACAUUGACAGGAAUAUGUUCACUUACAUGGCAGACACAAAUGAACAUAUCCGAUCUAUAACAGAUUUAUUUCACAAAUGAAUGAGGCCUGAAACUGAUCUGAGAAUUUCAGAAGCUGUGUGUUUUUUCCAUGUUUACAUGUUUGUGGGUCAUAUCUGAUCUGUGCUACAUUGGAGGAAAAAUCUGAAUCGGGUCACUUGAAUUGCAUGGUCGUGUAAUGCAGCCUAACAAACAAGUGUAGCAGCAGAGGAACUUUUCCUUGUUAGUAGUACUCCGCUUAUCUGAAUGUGUGCAACAACUGUAGUGAGUGAGGGUAUCUUUGAUUUAUUCAUUCAACUGAUUUGUUCAAAUACAAAGAUCCAUUCAGGAACUAAACUCGUUAGCAUUUAUAUGAGUCAUUGAAUCAUUUACAUAACCAAUCCAUUCUAAAUUUAUUCUGGAAGAAAACAUAACACUGUUAAGAAAUUAAGAAAGACACCAGUUGAUUAUGUUUUGGCUAUGUUUGGAAUUUGUUAGUUGGCGGAGUGAAAAUACAAUACGGUUUUCUUAAAUGUAAGUUACUCAACAUGAAAUUAUUUUUUUUUAACUGCGGUAUAAAAUAAAUAUCACACGCAACCAUGUUGUUGGUUCUGAAUAUCAGCACCAUUGUGAUUACCUGCAAUAUUCAGAAGAGCAUCGCUUGUUUAACAUUUCUAAAAGGAUCAAAUGUCAGAAAUAUGUCAGAUUUCCAAAGAGCUUACCACAAUUUCAAAUGCUUCUAAAAGCUGCACUUAGAUCAAAUCUUGAAUAAAAACAUUUUCCAAAGAUGCUGUAAUAUACUGAUGUCAAAAACUAGUGAUGCACUUAGUGGGUCGCAACCACUUGUCCUAUACCUGAAAGAUGCAAUGCAUUUAAAAUGAUUUGCUUUAAAUGGCUUCAGAAAUUGAUAGUUUCCUCUCAAAACAAUUUUUCUAUAAAUAUAGCCUGCCUUUCUUUCUGUGAUGAUUCGCCUGAGAUAACCAUUAUUUAAAUUUGUUUGUGAGGUUGGGGGGAGGGGAGUGGCGGGGGGUUUGGGGUUAAACAACACCAUGACACUGGUCUCAUAAUUUCCUUCAUUCACAAUUCAAUGAAAAAAAAAAAUAUUCAUAUUUUCAUAUUUAUAUUUUGAAAUAUGAGUUCAAAACUCAAGACUGCUAGAGACACCAUUAUCAUCACAGUUGUGUGUUAUUGAGCUUGCUGAUAAACAAACUUUGAUCUUCUUGCACUUUUCAGAUUCUGGGAUGUUUGCAUUGCCAUAAUUAGAUGUUUAUGUGGUACUUCAACACAUUCUGAUUAGGCAUGUCAGAAAAUCAUGCAUUAACAUUCAUCAUGCUCUUUUUUUCACUUAACUGCUGUGUUUCACUAGCAUGCAUUUUGGGUGAAGCAACCACUGAAGUAUUCAUUAUGUAAUCAGUGAGGUUGGAUCAUACUUGUCCAUCAGUGAUUUUGGUCUCUGGUACAGCUGUCAAGUUCUGUUUCCUGCACUCUCAUUCAACAUAUGUGAUAGCAAAGCUUUGAUCAGCCCAGUUCUGCAUGAAAAUGAGUGUCAGUUUGUAUGAAUAUGCUGAAGCAGAAUCCUCUUACUCUGUUGUGAUGCAGGUUGAUGCAUGCCGUUUUUUUUUUUUUUUUCA